This is a messenger RNA of Sarcophilus harrisii (Tasmanian devil), 3275 nucleotides long. RefSeq names its product regulator of microtubule dynamics 2 (gene RMDN2). Gene Ontology annotation, molecular function: microtubule binding. The record is from RefSeq and is a predicted model, not a curated record. Gene Ontology annotation, cellular component: cytoplasm; spindle microtubule; mitotic spindle pole. The coding region runs from base 1369 to 3219 and encodes 616 amino acids. The transcript has 11 exons. Lineage: Eukaryota; Metazoa; Chordata; Mammalia; Dasyuromorphia; Dasyuridae.
CAAGAAAUUGUCAAUGAAAACCAGACCUAGUAGCUUCCAUUUUAAAGGAUUAAAGUGAUAAAAGGAUUUAAAGGAUUAAAUAUGAUAUUCUAUAAGCAAAGAAACUUAGACUGCAGCGAAGCAUCAACUAUCCAGCAAAAUUAAGCUUUAUCUUUCAGGGGAAAGAUGAACAUUCAGUGAAAAGGGGAAUUUUAAUUUAUUUUUGAUGAAAAAACUAGAGCUGAACAAGAAUUAAAUCUUGGCAAAAUAUUUGAGAAACAAAGCUGCAGCAAAAUUACAGGAUGCAACUUGGGCAAAGCCCCAGCAGAAACACCUUAGAUUCAUUACAUGUUAGAUUUUGAGUUAAUUUUUGGUCGUUGCAAAUUCAGAAUUGUUGCCAAAGUUUUUGUAACCUCUAUGUGACCCUAUAUGGGGUCGUGACAUAGAGUUUAAUAAGCUUUGACUUAGAUGGUUAUAAGAGAUUAAUCACCUCACAGGCAACUUCUCUUCAAUUCCCUCUUCUAUAGCUGCCAAAAGGCACUUCUCGUAAUGAUCAUGGUACCUCUCUUUGAACAUUUCUGUGACCCUCUAUUGAUAUAAUGUUUAAGCCCCUUCAUGAUCUAAUACCUAUAUUAGAUCUACCUUUCCAAUUUAUUUUUAAAAUUAUUCCUUUUCGUGUAUUCUCUUAUGGUUUAGCCAAAUCAAUUCAAUCUUGGUAUUUCCUUUUCUACUUUUGUAUAUUUGUCCUUGCUGAACCUAUCCUAGAGAAAUCUUCCUUGUCACCUCUAUCUUUUUAAAAUACUUAUUCUUUCAAGAACUAGUGGCACCUUCUAAUGCUAUGAAUGAAGCCUGUCCUAAUUCCUUUGGCUGAAAUCAGGCCCCCAGAUUUUCUGGAUAUCAUCUUUGCCUUAAUCCCUUUCUAAUUUGUGCUGUACAUAACCAUUUUAUUUUGUUCCAUUAUAACAUCUUUGAUAUUAAAAGAGAAUGCCAUUUUAAAAUUUUUGUAUUAUCCCUAAUUUAUAACAUGGUGAGUCUAGCACAUAGGAGUUGACAAAUAAAGUUGUUCAAUAGAAUUGGAUUUGAAUUGAAUUGUUUAAUUGAAUUGAAUUUUGUACCAUGCAUAUAACUUCAUUGGGGCAGUCUUUCUACAUUCAUAUGGAUUAGGUUUUAGAAAAUCAAUUUAUAAAACAAUUUUAUUCUGAACUGAUGUCAUCGUAUUCUAUUGACUCUGUCAUCACAUUCUGUGCUGUUGCUAUGUUCACUCUUUAUGCUUCUUUAUUACUAUGUGAUUUUGCCCUACUUGUAAAGAAUUUCUUAAACAUAGUUAAUCAAAUAUGGUGGCAUAGGAAAGGAGUCUAAUAUAGUUUCAGUUUCUUUAAGACUAUCAGUAUGGGAAAAUGCUUAAGCUGCUGUUUUUCAGCCAGGGAAUCCAGGAAAGACGCUAAUCAAGAACAAGUUGCUUCUGGUCCCCGUCAUCAUGAAGCUGUCCUUGAUCCUCAGGACAAUAGAUUAUUUAUUUCUUGUAAAGUUACCAGCAGGUCUCUAAAAAAAAGACUCAAGUCUUCUCGUAAAGAAAAAAAUAGUAAUUUAGAAAAGUCUCAUGUAGCUGACUUACCUCCUCCUACAAGUAGAGGUUUAUUUAGCUGUCAAAAACAUUUUGCAUCAGCUUUCCAUCCGAAAACUGAAUCCAGACGUUUUCAAAAGAGAGAAGCCUCUUUGGGAAUAAAAAGAGUUUUUAAUUACUUUCAACCAACAAGUACUACUACUAUUGAUGAAAAAAGUGAAAAUUUUAUUCCUGUUCCAGUAAAGACAACUUUCUCUGUACCUCUAAAAAGUAGUGAAAUUUUAGUUUCUUCUAUGGCUCAGCUAGAUGGAAUUACUUCUGAAGAUGAACUUAGAGCACUGACUCAAUUCCACCCAAUUGAUGAAAUAACCCCUCAUUUGGAUCAUAGUGAAAUUUUGCCUAAAAUUUAUCAAAAUGAAGCCACUACAAGCCACACUCAGACUUUAACUGAAACCAGUACCAGUCAGAAAAAUCCUAACAAACCUAACCGUCGAAGUAUAGUUAACCGGAGUCACCCUAAGAGCAUGGCUAGCACCAUCUUCACCAUGGUUGGGUUGUAUUCUUUCCUUGGGAAAUAUAAAGAGACCAAUGGCAUUUCUCAAAAAGAAGAAUCAUUUGAGGAACCUCAAGAUAACAGCAAAUUAAAUACUCAAGAUAAAAUUCAAGAUUCAUUAGACCCAGGUGGCAAUCAGGGGGGAAAUGCACUUCAUUCCUCUCAAGCUACAAAGAACAAAGGUCACCAUUCAAGAGUGAUUAAUAAACUCAUAUCCAAAAAUACACUGUCCUCUUUGUUCAAGAAAAAGGAAAAGAGAAGUGGCAACUUGAAAAAUCAAAGUACUUCAGUAUCCCAUGGUGAUGAAGAAGUAAAUCCAACAUCUUCUAGGAACAGGUAUGUUACAGCUCAGAGCGACACUGAAAAGGGGCAUUUAUUUGGCCAUAAGGCAAGUAAAAAAACAGCAAAACGAUUGAGCUUACCUGUUCUUAUUGAGAUGGUUGAUGACUUACAUUUAAAAAGUGAUUCUGAUAAACAGAAAGGUUUCGAACUCCUGUGCAACCAUAAAAAUAAGUAUAAAGAUGAAACUGAGUUUAUGUGGAGAUUAGUUAGAGCUUAUGGAGAUAUGUAUGAACUAUCCACAAAUAUGGGAGAAAAGAAAAAAUAUGCUUCUGAUGGAAAAGACCUAGGUGAAAGAGCAGUUUCUCAGGCUCCCAAGAAUGGAUAUUGUCACCUGUGGUAUGGUAAUAUAUGUGGCUUGUUUGCUGAGUGUGGGGGAUUACAAAAUAGAGUCAAAUAUGGCCAUCUAUUUAAGGAACAUAUUGAUAAAGCAUUAGAACUCAUACCUGAUGAGCCCCUAUUAUAUUACCUCAAUGGAAGAUAUUGUUAUUCUGUUUUCAAAUUGAAUUGGAUGGAGAAGAAAAUGGCCUCUACUCUUUUUGGGAUGGUACCAACUUCAAGUAUAGAGGAUGCUUUGAAUAAUUUCCUGAAGGCAGAAGAGUUAAAACCUGGAUAUUCCAAGUACAACUAUGUAUAUUUGGCAAAGUGCUACAAAGAACUUGGAAAUAAAGCAAAGGCUUUGAUGUAUUGUGAUGCUGCUUUGCUAGUUUCUUCUGAUAACAAAAGGGAUCAUGAGGCACAAGUGGAGUUGGAAAAUGUAAUCCUUUCUUUAAAGCAGAUUUAAAAAUACUUCAGCAAAUCAGAUGCAACAACUUUAAAAUACAAAUGAUGAAAAUUCAA